Messenger RNA from Sporothrix brasiliensis 5110, 756 nucleotides. Its product is annotated as 20S proteasome subunit alpha 3. The coding region runs from base 1 to 756 and encodes 251 amino acids. Lineage: Eukaryota; Fungi; Ascomycota; Sordariomycetes; Ophiostomatales; Ophiostomataceae. Gene Ontology annotation, cellular component: proteasome core complex, alpha-subunit complex; proteasome core complex; cytosol. The record is from RefSeq and is a predicted model, not a curated record. Gene Ontology annotation, biological process: ubiquitin-dependent protein catabolic process. The transcript is spliced from 3 exons.
AUGUCGAGACGGUACGAUUCUCGUACGACCAUCUUCUCGCCCGAGGGCCGGCUGUACCAGGUCGAGUACGCCCUGGAGGCCAUCUCGCACGCCGGCACAGCGAUUGGCAUCCUGGCCAAGGACGGCAUCGUGCUGGCGGCAGAGAGAAAGGUGACGUCCAAGUUAUUAGAGCAGGACACGUCGGCCGAGAAGCUGUACAUUCUCAACGACAACAUGAUCUGCGCUGUCGCGGGCAUGACGGCCGACGCCAACAUCCUGAUCAACUACGCGCGGCAAGCGGCGCAGCGCUACCUCCUCACCUACAACACAGACAUUCCUUGCGAGCAGCUGGUGCGCCGGCUAUGCGACCUGAAGCAGGGCUACACGCAGCACGGUGGCCUGCGGCCGUUUGGCGUGUCCUUCAUCUACGCCGGCUGGGACCCGCAGCGGCAGUUCCAGCUGUACCUGUCGAACCCGUCGGGCAACUACGGCGGAUGGAAGGCGACGAGCGCGGGCGCGAACAAUGCGAGCGCGCAGAGCCUGCUGAAGCAGGACUACAAGGAGGACUGCACGCUCAAGGAGGCGUGCGGGAUGGCGGUCAAGGUGCUGAGCAAGACCAUGGACUCGACGAAGCUGAGCAGCGAGAAGAUCGAAUUCGCAACGGUCGGCCAGACCAAAGACGGCAAGAUCUACCACCGGCUGUGGAGUGCAGACGAGAUCACGGCGCUGCUCAAGGAGCACGACCUGGCGAAAGAGGAGAGCACCGACGACAAGUAG